ACAACCUGUUCCUUUCUAUUUGGUUAAUGUGUAUUUUGAGCAUUCGUGUGUUCCUUAUCACCAUGUAACAGUGGUUUGGGAAAAGAUUGCAUUUUAUAAGCAGUUGCGUAAAAAAAAUCGGAAAAGGUAUGUAGUAAACACCGUCACUUUACAACGCCCCAAUUACCAAAUACUAUGAUUAAAGGAAGCUAGAUUAAAUUCUCAUUCGUCAUCUGCUUCCGCACUAAUUAAUUAAUAAAACGGUACACUAAUUGAUGAUCGUAAAAUACUCCCGAUCUGUAGUACCACACAGCACUGUGAAGGUAAGCUGCUACGAGCGUGCACCAGCCAGGCAAUCUGCAAGUUUCCACUCGCAAAGGGCUGACCUUAGGCACCAUACCAACAGGAACGGAUCACUUAAAUAGAUUAUUUUACAUAUUGCGGCGUGACUCCCCGCGUACACCAUAUGACCGUGACCGGACGCUAAUAUGCUCCAGCACCAAUCCACCAAUCGACCAUCGGGACCAACGCCCAUGUUUUCCAAUGUACUUUGCCCACCACCCUCCUCUAGCGAAACCGCCAUUAACGCGCUCUAAAAUCUCUUCCCCAAAAGCAGCCCCAAACUGAGGCUACGAGGAACUCCUCCUUGGUAGGGCGGGUUGGUUAUACCAGCGAGUACCAGUACCCGGACCAACGAACUGUUGCUGACAGCCUUGAACUGGUUUUAUAGAACGCUACAUUAUUACUACAGCCCCACUAACACCACCAUCAGUAUCCGGAGUUCGUCUCGUUCCACCCGGUACAAGGAGUCAGUACUUGUUUGCACGCCCGAAUGGACACGAUGUUUGCGCGAACAGGUCGGUCCUUCGGCGAUAAUUCGCCAGGUCAAAAAAAUGGCCCUGACGUGACGUAUGAUGCACAGCUGUAAGGAGGAAAAAAACACCAGUAGCAGAUUCGAAUCAGGUGCCAGAGGUGGCGGCUUUGGGCCAUUUCCUUUCAAAUCAUACCUCCAAUAAAAAUGGAUCAUUAUGUUCAAAGUCACGUGGUGGGUUAAAUUUCAACUUCAAGGGAAUUCUAGGUGGACAGACAAACAGCCCUGUCCAUCCAUGGGUGUGUUUGUUAAAAUAUUGGUACAACGUAGCACUGGUUUGAACAGUUUUGUCAAACAGUUUGAAAUUGCUACGCCUCUUCUACAUCUGCAUCCACUCACUCCAGUUCAAUCCUUUCCCAAAGGAAAGAGCCUUCUACCAAUUCACCCCUCUUACUAAUACAUCGUUUCGGCUGAGUUGUAAGGGCUAUGGGAAAUAAUAACGAUUAGUUUAUCCGUUAGGGCACCACCGUUGGAUUGCCUUGAGAUGGUAGGGUCAAGGCGUGACUUUUCCUUCCUUUUUGCAGGUAGGUACCGCCAGCCACCAGAACCACAGCUACACAUAAGUGUGUGCGUGUGUGCCAGCGAGGACCCACGACUUUCGCUGGAACGAUCCUGCUGGAACCCAACGCUCCAGGGCAUUCCGAACGAAUGGUAAAGGGAGAGUCUGAGUGGCACUAAUGGGUCGGUGUGGUCCGCCGAGUGGUCUGCCCGUUUGGGUCGGUUUAAUUUAUUUUUAGCGUCCACACACAACCCGUCGACUGACUGACGAACGUGUGGUCGGAUUUAGUACCGCCUGAGCGGGCCAACGCGACGGAUGUGUCCGACUGGGACGGACUUGGACCAAUGGGGACUGUGCGUGCGUGAGAGAAGGUCGGUCGGUCGGAGUAAACCCUCGCGCGGCGGGAGAACGUCGUUUGUGUCGUGGAUAUUCACUCGCCCCGAGCUCCACAUGCACGAAUGAAGUGAUAAACGGUCCGGUGGUAUGCCGUUUUGUAGCAAUAAAACCCAAGGUGGUGUGGUGUGCCACACUCGUAGGAGUGUGGCUAACGGCCAGGUUAUCCUUAUCCUACAAGGAAUGGUAUUUUAUGCAGAGGAAAUUUACGCUAAUAAAGCAACAUUCAGUGACCAAUGCGGUUUGUUGGCUGUCGAGCUACAGUGUUUUCCAGUGAUUCGUUAUCAAAGUGAUAAAACGAAGUGGCGUGAAAUGAAAUGUCGAUCGUAACGAUUGUUUCGUGAGAAUAUUCCAAUUACGACACUAAAAAACCAGAAAGCUAACCUUAUGCGAUGAUGUGCUGCAUUUUUAAACGAAUGGUCAAAUAUUAACGGUGAUAUCUUGUUGUGCAAUUGUAUGUGAUUGUGUGUACGGGUACGGGGAAUAGCCUUGUGACAUUCGACAGGCUUUCCAGUGAGACGGUGGAUGGAAAUAGAAAUGUGAAUAAAAAUAGCAUUUGAUUGCUGUACCUUUUUUGAACGUAUUGUUACGCAGAUGGAAGAGUAAUCGUUUACUAAUAUUAUCGUUGAAAGUUUGUUACCCUAACCAGAUAGAUUUAUAAUCUCACAUCAUGGUGCGCCUAAAACAUCGACAGCAUGGACCCGCAACGAGGUCCAACAGUCGCGACUUUUUGGACUGGAAUGUUUUUGUGUCGGAGCCUGAAAUACCUCGAUUAAGACAUAGAACUGGCAGUUGGUGGUACACACAAGAACGUUUCGCAGUCAAGCAUCCGCACGAGUACAUUACGGUAGACGAACUGAACUGCUACCGUAAACGAAAGUUCUCACAAGAUCACGCCAAACAUCUAGGCAGCAACUUUUCGCUGUACAACAAAUCGGAACCUUCACUGCCAUCGGCGGUCGAUGCAAAAGCAACCGAGUACGCCGACCGAUUUCAACGCCGAGCGGCAUACGAACGAGCACUUCCGUUGAGACGCAGCACCUCGCUGCACAUUGAGCCGGGCACAAUGAAGGGCCUGUCGGAAAAUCACUCCAAGUUUGUCAGCUAUUCGCAGGACACGAUCGUGAAAUCUCGACCACCUGCCGUUAGGCCAGAGGAAUGCUUCAAGCUGCCGGACGGUGGGUCCCGGGGUAACGGACUUGCCAACGCGUCUUCCGAGUACAAGUCGGCCUUUCUGCCGUACGAUUUUCUGCCGGCCACGAUGGACCACCGGUACCGCAAUUUAAACAAGCGCAAGGAGAAGGAAAAGCGUGACGAUUUGAGCGCCUCCGACUCGAAGCUGCACAACAAGGAGCAGCUUACGCGCAGCAAUCUAAGACUGACCGGCGAGGCCACGUUCGAGCCGGAGUACAAAAGUCAGUUCGCACUUCCGCUGGCGGGCGACAAGUCGCGCUCGACACCACAGCUCAACAACAUUGCCUUUACUGGCAACUUUCGCGAGGCACCGUCCGAGUACAAGGAGUGCUACAAGUACUACGACCAUUUCACCAAGAGUGCUCCGAUCCGGAAGUUUGAUAACCUCAGCUUGCACGGUACGAUCGAGUUUCGGCCCGAGUACAAGGAAAGCUACCGGGAGCUGCCGACGGGCGGGGCCACCGAUCAAUGGCGCUCGCAGUGUGUGGUGCGCAAGGACAAUCUGUCGCUCAAGGGCGACUUUCUUGGGCGCGAACCGGAAUACAGCUACAGUUUCCGAAACCCGCACAUCACGUGCAAACCGGAGAAGGCCAAACCGAAGGACAACUUUCUGGCGAUGCAGGGCGAUAUGGACUACACGCCGAUGUAUCGCUGCUCUUACGUUGACUAUCCACGUACGAGACCGCUGGUAAAGAAACCGGUGUGUAGCAUAAAUUUGGAGGACGUGUACGAAAAACCGCCCCAGCGUCGGCUUCACCGCGGCUCUCCAUCGCCCGUCAAAUACAACGUUCAUGCCGCACCCACCGACGGUUCAAAGCCCGACGUGAUCGAUAAGUUCGUGUCGCAGCCCGAGUACCGGAAGGCGCAGCGGGAGUUAAUGAUAAAGAAGCGGUCCCCACCGAAGGAGCGGGGCAGUCUGCUGGCCCAGAAAAUACUCCAAGACAGCAAGCUAACCACCGACCCAGCGCACCCGAUGCCACCCGUCCCGGUGGUGCACGUGGAAAAUGUUGGCGGAGGAAGUAGUUCCUCCACCACGCACGACGGUACAUCCACCACCACCGUAAAAGCAAGGGCCAGCAGUCCGGUCCAGCUGCCGGUGCGGAUAGCGAAGCAUGGACGGCGCGCCAAAUCGCCCAUCAUUGCCAUUCAGCGGGAAAAUGAGCCGGUCAUCUUCUACAAAGAUCUGCACCGAAAAGGUGACGCCCAUACCGUGCGCAAUCGGUCGAAGAUAGUGGAGGCAAAUGCUGCCUACCGGAAACCGACCUACCAGCCUCCGCCGCACACACACAAAAAGGCGAUCGACAAGGCUAAAGCGGGGACGCAAUCUUUCGUCGUGCUGAACGCGCCGGCGAAGCAACGAUCAACCCGUUGGGCGGAACCGGCCACUAUCUAUGACUCACAUUUCUACUAAACCAAUGUCUAUGUGUACGGCUGUAUGUAUUCUAGAUGUACCGUAUCCACCUCACUGGAUCACAGAAAACAUAUUGGAAUUAUUAGUUUUCUUCUUAUUCAUUAUCGACAUUUGCUACACUUUUCAAUUAAAAAAAAUGCAUUUCUGUUGACAAUUAUUUAGUUAUUAUAAACACUUUAGGUUAUAUUACAAAAAAAGAAUUAGAUACAAGAAACAGGUUUCAAUUUGUUUAGCGAAUAAACGUUAUACCUAUGUAUGAAAAUAAAUUUGAAAAAAUGCACUUUAUCUAACAUACAUCAUUAUCAUGAACAUUCAAUCUUAUUUCACUACUGAACAACGAAGGAAACUUUAAAAGGGAAACAUCCCUCACAUUCGCUCGUACCACUUGUUCGGAUGGAUCUGUGAACAUAUGAACGACAGUAUUGUU
This is a messenger RNA of Anopheles coluzzii, 4774 nucleotides long. RefSeq lists its product as uncharacterized. The coding region runs from base 2413 to 4347 and encodes 644 amino acids. Lineage: Eukaryota; Metazoa; Arthropoda; Insecta; Diptera; Culicidae. The transcript is spliced from 6 exons. The record is from RefSeq and is a predicted model, not a curated record.